AAAUGCUAAGAACAAAGAUGCGCCGCGAGUACAGAUAGAUAGACACCUAUCAAUAUUCAAUCUAUCAAAACGCUCUUUGUUCCGAAGGCAAACACAGAUCUAUAUGAAAGAGCAAAACCAGUACACUCUCUAUUUUUUCUUUCACUAAAUUGGAUUCCUAGAAUCUCAGUGGAGCCAAUUAAGGCUCUGCGAUAUGCACCAUACGUUAUUCGGUGUUGUUGUGCUUUUGGGCGGCGAGAUUGAGUGGGAGAAGGAGAGAUAAUUCCUCACUCAAAUUUACAUAUCAUCAUUGUAAUUUAUUGUUUUCCAUUCUGCUCCCCUUUUGAUUGCAUUGCCUAAAUAUCCAGCAACACGUAUCAGGGUGAUGGCAGCGACGGCGGUGACGGAGACGGAGGCGGUGUGGUCCGUUAAGUGCUAUUGCUGUGGGUUAACGGAGGAGUGCACGCCGCGUUACAUUGACGGCGUUAGGGAGAGGUAUCAGGGUCGUUGGAUUUGUGGUUUGUGUGCUGAGGCAGUGAAGGAAGAGGGUUUGAAAUUGAAAGAUGAUGAUGUUGAUGUUGAUGUUGAUGUUAGCACCGAUGAAGCACUGAAGCGCCACAUGAAGUUCAGAUCUUCCACUUCUAGCCCUCCAAACAAACCCACCCUUGACUUGAUUCUCGCAAUGAAGCACCUUCUUGUUCGCUCUUUGGAUUCUCCGAGGAAGGAGCCUUUGACUUUUUCCCCACUUACAACAUCACGCACGUGCUUUUCACCUGGAUCCUCAAAGGGGGAGCCGCAAGAGGCUAGAAAGGUAGUUACCAGUGAGUGGUAAUAACUGCUGAGUGACUUGUUCGGUGAAUAACUGAAUUUGCAAUGGCAAUGACAAUGGCAGGGUUAGGUUUAAUUUAUUUAUCUUGGUUUAGUUGUUUAAUUUGUAUUUCUCAGUUACCUUGUUGUUUAGGUUGGUUAAUUGGCUUGUUUUGUUUGUUUUCUAUUUUGUGACAUUUUCGACUGAACGGAUAAUUUGGUAGGAGUAUAAAUGUUCCUUCCUUGACUUCAGUCUAAAAAUGUCAUGGAAUUUCCCUUCUUUAUCUCUAUGUUGACCCAAUUCAGACUAUGUAUGACUUUUUUUCUAUGUUUAAAUAAGUUGCACGAUCACGUGUUUGUGUAA
This is a messenger RNA of Glycine soja, 1150 nucleotides long. RefSeq lists its product as uncharacterized. Bases 365 to 811 code for a protein of 148 amino acids. NCBI's taxonomy places the organism in Eukaryota, Viridiplantae, Streptophyta, Magnoliopsida, Fabales, Fabaceae. The transcript has 2 exons. The record is from RefSeq and is a predicted model, not a curated record.